CUUUAAGUUGAUCCCGACUUAUGGCUACCCUAUGAAUAGGGAUUUCAUGAAAUUCCUUCCCCAUGUUGCAAUUAGCAAUGGAAAUAAAUCUCCCACUGGUGUCAAACCAUGGCUUAGUGCAGCAGCAAAACAACCAGGCUGAAGCAACGCAGCUACCAUGUCUUCUCUGAGAGCCCACACAUUGCUUGUUCGUGCCAAACCACUUUUUGGCUUAGCAUGAUGUGCAAAUGAGAUUGUCAUCUGUGUAUGAGUUGGAACGGCUCUUAUCAUCUAACCUUAGAGACUUCCCUUCUUUUGCCUGCUCUACUACUUCUGUAAAUGAAAAUGGGACUUACAAAUGUCUUUGGGCUCGGCUUUGUGGAAGUGAAUGGUGCAGUGGUGACAGUGACCAUCCUGGUGAUCCUCUUGGUUCUCUUGGGCUGGUAUUCUACCUCUGGGUUCUCCAGGCUAGAAAAAGUGGGCAUCCACCAUCCUCCACCUUUGCCUUUCAUUGGAAACCUGUUAUACUUUCGUGAGGGCUUUUGGGAAAAACACAAGAAACUGAUAAAUGAAUAUGGGCCUGCUUGUGGGUAUUAUAUUGGCCGUCGAAUGUUCAUUGUGGUAUCUGAGCCAAAUAUGAUCAAGCAUAUCUUAGAGGAAGACUUCAGAAACUUUACUAACAGAAUGACUCUAGACUUGGUUUCUAAGCCAAUUGCAGACAGCAUUCUCAUCCUGCGUGAUGAGAGAUGGAAAGAUGUCCGGAGCCUGUUGACUCCAGCCUUCAGUGCUGCAAAGAUGAAAGAGAUGGUGCCACUAAUCAACCAGGCAUGUGACAUCCUGCUGAGCAGCCUAAAGGUCUUUGCAGAUUCUGACACAGCUUUUGACAUCCAAAGGAAUUAUAGUUGGUUCACUCUGGAUGUUGUUGCUAGUGUGGCUUUUGGAAUCUGUGUGGACUCCCAGAAGAAUCCCAAUGAUCCCUUUGUUAAGAACACCAGAAGAGUCUUUGAACUUUCAAAAUUCAGACCCCUCUUAAUCCUAGCCGUUGCAUUUCCAUUCAUAAUGAUCCCCCUCCUUCGGAUUUUGCCAAAUAAGAAACGAGAUGAGCUGAAUGGAUUUUUUAUCGAUGCCAUUAAGAAUAUGAUUGCUUUGAGAGACCAGCAAGACCCAAAUGAGAGACGCAGGGAUUUCCUCCAGCUGAUGCUUGAUGCCCGAAGCUCCGCUAAUGACAUCACCAGGGGACAUUUUGACACAGUCAGCCUAGCUGACGUUUGCAUUCAGGAAAAUGAGACAUCUGCCAACAAAGCCCUGCCUAAGAAGCAGCCAAAAAUGUUGAGUGAUGAUGAGAUAGCUGGACAGGCCUUCUUAUUCCUGAUUGCUGGCUAUGAAACCACCAACAGCACCCUCUCCUUUGCCACUUACCUGUUAGCCACCCAUCCUCAGUGCCAGGAAAAGCUGCUUCGAGAGGUUGAUGAAUUCUUUUCAAAACAUGGUGUUCCUGACUACCAGAACAUACAUGAGGUUCCGUACCUCGAUAUGGUGAUAGCAGAGGCUCUGCGCAUGUAUCCACCAGCAUUCAGGUUCACCCGGGAAGCAGAAAAAGACUGCUUAGUCUUGAAACAACAUAUACCUGCUGGUGCCAUAAUAGAAAUUGCUGUUGGACAUCUCCAUUACAAUCCAAAGAUCUGGCCAGAACCUGAGAAGUUUGUUCCUGAGAGGUUUACAGCUGAGGCCAAGCAGCAGCGUCCCCCCUUCUCUUACCUCCCCUUUGGGGCCGGCCCUCGCGGGUGCAUUGGCACACAACUGGCUUUGAUGGAAAUAAAGAUAACGUUUCUAAGAAUCUUGCAAAAGUUCAAGUUCAAAGCCUGCUCCAAAACUGAGAUUCCUUUGCAGCUGAUGUCUCAAGCAACACUAGGACCACAGAAUGGAGUCUGCAUCAAGAUAGUUUCUCGAUAGAGCAAAACAGCCAGCACUCUCCCUCUGCCUUCCAAGGAGAUGACCGCUUGCUGUGUGAUGUAUUUCCACUGUAUUGCAAACUAUGUGCUGGAACAGACUUUGCAUUUUUACCUUCUUGGAAAUUAUUUUGGAAUUUGUUUCUCAAAAUCUAGCUGGGCCAGGAAAGGUCUGUGUCCCUUAAUGCAGCCUUGUACUUUAACACUCGCCUAGAAGCCAUAGUUGACAAGAAAUCCCAUGUGGGCAAGUGAGCAGCCUGGGAAUGAGAGAGGAGCAAUGGGAGGGAGGGAGCAGCAAUCUGGCCCUCUUACACAAGGUCAUUUGAUAAAAGGCAAUUUUUAAACUAGCCUGUUAAGAGGCCAGUAACCUGCAUUCUGUGCUGGCUGUGGGGAUGAGGGCUUCCUCGGGCAAGCUAAUUUUAAAAACAGGCUAGUAAUUUUUGUGGGCUUAUCUGCAAGGCUGCCUUAAGGAAUAAACAUGGCAAACUUGGGAAUCCCAGUUAGCAAGAAGCCAACGUCCCCAUUGCAAACCCUGCCAUUGAGAGCCAGUUCAUACAUGCAACAAAACAGAAGUGGUGCAAGAGAUUUGCAAUUCUUGCUCCACUUCUGUUGCAAGAUGGACUUGGGUGUGUCAGGUCCAAUUAGCUUCUGUUAUUACUUCUACUUAUUCUUUUAGUUUAAAUGGCUCUUGAGUUGUGCUGUGGUGUUGAUGAGGCAACUUCUCAUCGUCUAGUAGCAGCAGCAAAGUCAUUUUUCCUUCCUUUAGUACAAAACCAGGAACUUGAGAGCUUAAAAAAGUAACAUCCUUGCAUUUCCUUGGAAGAGAAUUUGUUAUAAUUACAAAAAAUCUUAGGAUGCUGAAUUCCACAACCCAGCCCAAUUCCUGCAAUUCUGCAAGGGAACCCCGGACCAAAAAGAGAAACAAAAUCUCAAAUGGGAGCUCAGAAACAAACAUUAUAUAAACAUGGCUUAUACUUGACAGAGUCUUGGGCUGCAAUCUUAACCCCGCUUACCUAGAAAUAAGCCCCAUUGUAGUCAAUAGGACUUACUUCUGAGUAGACAUAGCUAGGAUUGCACUGUUGAUCUAUUUAAUAGCAACAACGAGAACAGAUAAAUUCUCCAGGUGUUAAAACAAGACUUUUGCCCAAUGUCAGGGAUAUUACGUUAUUGUCAGUUUUCAUUUCUGAGCCACCUCCCCCUGUACUUUUUCUGCUCUUUGGUGCUCAUCAUCAUCAUCAUAUCCUCUUCAUCUUCAGUACAUUCAGCUUUAAUUAUAGAUACCAUCAGCCAAAGAUGUGGCUUGUUGUUCUUGAAUCUGCAUAUAAAAUUCUGCCCUGCUAAUAUCUUUUUCAGCCCUUCCCACCAAAGCACAACUCAGGUUUCAAUUCCUGCUGCUCAUUCUUCUCACUCCCAUUUUAGGUUUCGCAUCCACGUUUGUCUCAUCCAUGCUCCUCUCUCAUUAGUUUUAUAUAUCCCUGCUAAACCAGCCUUUCCCCACAAGGUGUUCUCCAGUUAUUUUGGGUUGCCACUCCCAUCAGCCUCAGCCAGCAUUGGCUGAGGCUAAUGGGACCUGUAGUCCAAAAUAGCUGGAAAACAAGUAUAUUGAACCAGAUCCACUACUGUCUACUUCGAUUGGCAGCCGCUCUGCAGUGUCUCAGACUGGUAGCUUUCCCGGUGCUGCUGCCUAGGAGCUCUCAGGUGAAUGGACCAGAGAUUGAACUUGGGACCACGUGCAUGUAGAGCUAUGCUCCAUUCCUAUGCUACAUUAACGGAAUGUAUUUACUUUAGUUGCAAGAAUAUAGGGACAAGUGCUAUCCUAUAGCCAACUGCAACAAGAAAGCACAGAAAUAAGGUGGCACAAAGUGUUCUGUUUAGACUAAUUUACAGACAUCCUAGGAAAAUGUGUGCAGGAAAGGCGGUCAGUUGAUUCGGUAUUUUGAGUAAAUAGUUGUGAAUUUAUAUUGGCACUGGGUAGCAAGAAGGCUACAGCUUCUUCUUGUUCUCCAGGAUUAGAAAGGUUUAAUGGAUUUGGUUGUCUCCAGGGUGAACAGGCCACUUUAGAAAUGACAGAGGCAGCUAGCAACUGCAAAAUUGUAGCCAUUUUGUAACCAAGAAAACACCCCAAAUUAAACAUUUUCAUUCUCCUCAUGGCAGGUGUUUCGACAUGCUAUAAUUUGAGACCUCAAGUAAAUUGGGUUACUGUUGUAAAAUACGUAAAGGGAAAGCUAAAGAAAUUACAAUGCAAUCGUAAUCAUGUCUACUCGGCCCUGCAGUGAAGUCUUACUGAAUUCAAUGGAGUUUUCUCCCAGGUAAGUGGAGUUAGGAUUGCGGCCUUAGGACAGAAGACAGAGGAACUUCAGAGGGGUGCUUUUUAAACCAAGCCAUCAAAAGUGCACUUUUAAGAUAACACCUUCCAGUUUUCAUAGUCAACCUGCAGCUUAACCAUUUAUAAAGUGAGUGUUCGCCUCAUGUUGCUUUGGCAGCUAUCACUGUAUAAAGUUUGCAAAACAUGGCAAUUUACCAAUUAAUAGUGUUAUUUUGUGAAUAUUAACUGGUUACAGACUUAUCUAGGAUUUGGAAGACAUUCAUUAGCUUUUUCCCCUAUAAGGCUGUCACAUGAGCUGUGUGGGAAUGCGCAUAAAGCUUUUUAAGUCAGACCAAUGGCCAAACAAUUCGAAGACCUGCAGGUCCCCAGUGUUUCAAGUGGGAGCCUCUCACAGUCGAGACACCAGGGAUUGGACCUGGGAUCUUGCACAUACCAGAAAUGUGUUCUAUUACUGAGCUAUGGACUUUUCUCAGGAACAGGCAACUUGAUUAAACUGAAGUCUUGGGAUGUUAACCAGUUACGAUUCCAGCCCUCAAAACUUUCCCUUAGAAUUGAUUUCUGUAGCAAACAACUUGAACUUACCUUUCAAGUAAAUUCAGAUUUUGUUUACUGCCCAGUGAAAAGCAAAAGAAAACAACAAAUACUUUAUCUGAAAAUAUAUCCGCUGUGCUUGUGAUAAAGUGCAGGGGUGAAAUCUGAUGCCACACAAGUGGAUUUUUGCUUGUGGAACAGAAUUUCUCCUUCCCUCCGCGCUUCCCACAUGCUCUGAAGAGUCUCGAUGCAGACAUGGCAAGUGCCAAAACAACUUCAGAAAGUGUUAUUCGUUUUAGGGCUAGCAGAACUCUGCUAUCCAACUUUACAUUCCCGUUAAGAGCUCAGGGAAAAGAAUAGAGUUAAAAUAUAGAUGUUUUCAGGAUUUGUGGUGUUUUGACUGACAUUUCCUCAACAUAAAAUGCUUUUCAGAAGGAUUUGAAAGCAGAAUUUGCCAGCAAGCAAAACAGAAAAUCUGCUGCUGUGAUUGAGUGAUUAAUAUAGUUGCUAUGAUUAGAAUGUAGCAUCUUCAAGGAAUUCUUAUUUUGUCUCAAUUGUAAACUGCAUUUUUAAAAAUAAUUGGGGGAAGGGAUUGUGCUUCACAGAUGACUAAAAUACUUAGUAAACAAGCAUUUUAAACUCCUAUUAUCAAAUGUGAAGUAUUUGUAUUAUAUUUGAUUCUAUGGUGGUUGUUUUUUUGCACUUUCAAAAUAAAGUUAUUUUGAAAGAGUUUA
Rhineura floridana is the source of this 5519-nucleotide messenger RNA. It is a transcript of the gene TBXAS1, whose product is annotated as thromboxane A synthase 1. Gene Ontology annotation, molecular function: steroid hydroxylase activity; iron ion binding; oxidoreductase activity, acting on paired donors, with incorporation or reduction of molecular oxygen. The record is from RefSeq and is a predicted model, not a curated record. The coding region runs from base 319 to 1932 and encodes 537 amino acids. NCBI's taxonomy places the organism in Eukaryota, Metazoa, Chordata, Lepidosauria, Squamata, Rhineuridae. The transcript has 15 exons.